CAAAAUUCCACGUUAUGGUUUAAUACAACUUUUCACGGAAAUUCCUCAUUUCCUCGUCAAGUCUUCCAUAUAAAAACGACAGCGUAUCAUCGCAAUCUAAACCUUCCCCGCCUUUGAGCCUUGUAAUAACAUCAAGACAGCAAUUUCUUCCUCCUCCCAUCGCCAGUCGCCACCGCACCACCACCUUCUCAUCGGGUAUUUCCUCUCUUUGAUACUCGAGUAUCUACAGGCUUCCACUCUGUAACUUUCGAUCAAUUCAUCGCAAGAAGAUCCCAGACAUGGUGGAUAACAAGCGGAAACGAGGACGUACGCCUAAAUCUCGAGUACCCGAAACCCUAGAUCUCCAAACCUCCAAAGCGACUUCCUCUUCGCCCUCCGUCGACGACGUUGAUCUCACCCACAACAAUGACACCUCCAAUUCCAAUUCCAAUCACCAUCACCACCUCCGCCGCCGUCGGGAACCCAUGGAAAACCCUAAACCCCCCUUAAUUUCAUCUCCCCCUUCGAGGUGUAUUGAGGGCAAUGGAAAUGUUACUGGGAAUGGUUCGCUUCUUGAUAGUGUGGUCAUGGCGAUGGCUAGGGUGAUGCCGGCUAUGGACGCGGUGGUGAAGGUGUUUUGCACGCAUACUGAGCCCAAUUUCUCUCUGCCGUGGCAGAGGAAGAGGCAGUAUAGCUCUAGCAGUAGUGGCUUUGUGAUUAGUGGGAGGAGGGUCUUGACUAAUGCGCACUCGGUGGAGCAUUAUACUCAAGUGAAGCUCAAGAAACGUGGCUCCGAUACGAAAUAUGUCGCCACCGUUCUUGCAGUAGGAACCGAAUGUGAUAUUGCUUUGCUUACUGUGGAUGAUGAUGAAUUUUGGCUCGAUGUAUCACCUGUGGAGUUUGGGGAUUUGCCUGCUCUUCAAGAUGCGGUUACAGUGGUGGGGUAUCCAAUCGGAGGUGAUACAAUAUCCGUCACUAGUGGAGUUGUUUCACGUAUAGAGAUCUUAUCUUAUGUUCAUGGGUCAACUGAGCUUUUGGGAUUACAGAUAGAUGCUGCAAUUAACUCAGGGAACUCUGGUGGACCUGCCUUCAAUGACAAGGGAAAUUGUGUUGGAAUUGCAUUUCAAUCUCUUAAACACGAAGAUGCUGAAAACAUUGGAUAUGUCAUACCAACCCCUGUCAUAAUGCACUUCAUCCAAGAUUAUGAGAAAAAUGGAUCAUAUACUGGAUUCCCAAUUCUUGGUGUUGAGUGGCAAAAGAUGGAAAACCCUGAUUUGCGUAAGUCUAUGGGGAUGAAAGAUAAUCAGAAAGGUGUCCGAAUUCGAAGAAUUGACCCUACUGCCCCUGAGCAUAAAGUUCUAAAACCAUCUGACAUUAUACUAAGCUUUGAUGGUGUUGGUAUUGCCAAUGAUGGAACAGUUCCUUUUAGGCAUGGAGAGAGGAUAGGUUUUAGCUACCUUGUAUCCCAUAAAUACACAGGAGAUACAGCUCAAAUCAAAGUCCUUCGUGAAUCCAAAAUCUUGAAAUUUAACAUCAAAUUUGACACUCACAAAAAGCUAAUCCCUGCACACAACAAGGGUAGACCUCCUUCAUACUACAUCAUUGGAGGAUUGGUUUUUACAACAGUUUCUGUUCCUUAUCUUCGAUCUGAGUAUGGAAAGGACUAUGGGUAUGAUGCUCCUGUUAAGCUGUUGGAUAAACUUCUUCACGAGUUGCCAAAGUCACAAGAUGAACAGAUUGUAGUUGUCUCACAGGUGCUUGUGGCUGAUAUCAACAUAGGAUAUGAAGAGAUUGUGAACACUCAGGUUCUUGCAUUCAAUGGUAAGGAAGUGAAGAAUCUGAAAAGCUUGGCGAAUAUGGUGGAGAGCUGUAGGGAUGAUUAUCUGAAAUUUGAAUUGGAAUAUCAACAGAUUGUGGUACUGGAGACAAAGACAGCAAAAGCAGCAACUGUGGACAUUCUGUUGACUCAUUGUAUACCUAGUGCCAUGUCAGAUGAUCUCAAGACAUAAACAUAAACAUUAUAUGGUCAAUGGUCAAUGGUGUUUUUGCCUUACCUUAAUUGGUUGUGGGUUUGGGACAUGUGGAUUGGAUUGGAUUUAGUCAAUUUUACGAUAGUCCUUAGGUAAGGAUACUUAGGGGGAUUGGGAUUGGGAUAUAUAUACACUACACAUUUUGAUUCAUUAUUACCCUCCCUUAUUCCAUUCUGUUGGAUUAUAUUUGAAAAAUUGGAUUAUUAGGUAUUGGUUUAAGAAGUAGUGAUUAUAUAUAUAUAUGUUGCCUUUCAACUCAACAGAGGUGGAUUGGGAUUGUAUUUCAUUUGUUAGAUUGGUAAUGGUGGAAUUAUAAAAAUCUUUAAAAGUGGGACUAGGGUGUAAUUUCUGUUAUGUUUUGAUAGGUGGAUUUGAUUUGGGGAUGAAUUUUUGUAUAAUACUUAUAUGUCCAAGUACGUUACUACUAAUUGAUUGCAUCUAAAUUGUAAGUGUUGCACAAUGUUUGUGUGUACUGAAAUAAGAUAAGAUAAAUAUAUCCAAACUUAAUUUGUACAAUUUAUACUAAAAAAGGAUU
Messenger RNA from Lactuca saligna, 2544 nucleotides. Lineage: Eukaryota; Viridiplantae; Streptophyta; Magnoliopsida; Asterales; Asteraceae. The record is from the annotation of a GenBank genome assembly.